Messenger RNA from Ostrea edulis (European flat oyster), 1240 nucleotides. RefSeq lists its product as uncharacterized. The coding region runs from base 83 to 1039 and encodes 318 amino acids. The transcript has 3 exons. NCBI's taxonomy places the organism in Eukaryota, Metazoa, Mollusca, Bivalvia, Ostreida, Ostreidae. Gene Ontology annotation, cellular component: extracellular region. Gene Ontology annotation, molecular function: chitin binding. The record is from RefSeq and is a predicted model, not a curated record.
AUUGUAUACACAAUCUGAGAAGGAAGUUUAAAUACAGACAAAAAUCAAUCAAAUCGGAGAUAAUCUUCCAGCAGUGUGCAGCAUGUCUACCUUACUAUCAUGGUAUUUAGUAGCUUGUCUGUCCGUUAUAAUAUGGAACGUCUUACAUUCACAGACAUUGUAUGACAACGAUUGCGACCAAUAUGAAAUCUACAACCAGGAUAGAAAAAUAACAGCUUUACGAACAGCGUUAGACGAAACCGAAAAUCUGAUCGAGGAAACAACAACACGUUUAAAAUACGUCCUCAGAAGUAGUAAAAAUGAUCCAGUCAAUAAUGCUUACAACGACUUACUGAGAAUGUACGGCUCACAAAUAACUCCUACAGAUAACACCAUCGAUGAAAUGUGUAAACGACACCCAAAUUUGAUCAUUGGAAAAACAACACAAUGUCAACAAUAUUACAACUGCACCGGAGAAGUUGAAGAUUUGAGUAGUUAUGCUGGCGCGUAUUGGCCUUCAAAGUAUCUGCACGAGUGUCACUAUCCAUUUUUGUUCUCAAAGGACACACUUCAAUGUGAAAAUUAUACCGAGGUUGAUUGUGGAACACGAUAUAAACCAAUCUGGGAAUGUAGAUACUUAAGAUUUCACCUCGAAUAUUCAAUGGGUGCUUGUGAACGUACAUACCCAAAUUGCGAGAAAAAGAAGGAUGGAUUCUGGCGUGAUGAUGCCAGUCAGUAUAGGUGGAAUUAUUACAAAAUAUGUCAAAAUGGGAGAACAAUCGCAACAGGACAGUGUCCAUAUAAUGACAUAUGGGGUAUUUCGUCUUAUCCUUACAAUGGGGAAUGUGUUCAUCUGUUUGCCAUUCCAAAAGAGUUUUUAGCGAGUGCUUAUCUUCCCUCUUGUAAAGGAACACCAGACGGAAAUUACCGGUAUCCUAUUGGUCUCUGUGACGCUUACUAUAGCUGUGAAGGUGGUAAUGCUACUGCUGUGAAAUGUCCAACAGACACUGUAUUUGACAUGGUUAAUAGAACUUGUGAAGUCAGAGGUAGAUGCCAAUAACAGAUCAUCUAUGCAUGGAUAAAUCUUCAGAUUUUGCAAACCAUUUUUUUCCAGAAAAGAAAACUUUUUACAAUAACUUAUCACUCAAAGAUAUACAAAAUAUGAACCCAUCACGAUGAUUGAAUUCGCAUACUGUGACAUCAUGUAAAUAAUAUUUGUUGAUAUGAAUAAUGAAUAGAGAAUUAAAGUUUGACAAUUCUA